Diabrotica virgifera virgifera (western corn rootworm) is the source of this 1043-nucleotide messenger RNA. It is a transcript of the gene Fer1, whose product is annotated as pancreas transcription factor 1 subunit alpha. The record is from RefSeq and is a predicted model, not a curated record. Gene Ontology annotation, biological process: developmental process; regulation of transcription by RNA polymerase II. The coding region runs from base 157 to 834 and encodes 225 amino acids. Gene Ontology annotation, molecular function: DNA-binding transcription factor activity, RNA polymerase II-specific; protein dimerization activity; RNA polymerase II transcription regulatory region sequence-specific DNA binding. The transcript is spliced from 3 exons. Lineage: Eukaryota; Metazoa; Arthropoda; Insecta; Coleoptera; Chrysomelidae.
CCAAUGUCCUGGCAACGGUCCAGGAUACUUUUCAGUCGUCCUUUGCUCCUGACACGUGCUGCUUUCAACAGCUCACGUGGUUGACACGUGGCGCCCAUUUAAAUACAAUAAUCGUAUAAUUGGAAAAGUGUGCGAUGAAAACAUAAAACUUUAGUAAUGGAGAAUUUAGAUUUGGACGUGGUUAAUAGGCAGUAUUUUUUCGAGGGUAGUCACUUUGUGCAUGCCAACGGGAACAGUAACGGGAGUACAACGGGAUCUUCGACCGGGAGUGAUUUGUUUUUGUAUGAUGACAACAGUAGCGAUUCGGCGGUGUCUAGUUUUUCUUAUAGUAGUGAUCAGGAAAAUCUGUCCGAGUUUAAAGACCGAUUGCACCGACAUAGAAGAAGAAGCAAAUGUCCACAGCAACAAAUCCAGCAGCGCCAGGCAGCGAAUUUAAGAGAAAGAAAGCGAAUGCAGUCAAUAAAUGACGCUUUCGAAGGCUUAAGAGCACACAUUCCCACCCUUCCGUACGAAAAAAGACUGUCAAAAGUAGACACGCUCAAAUUAGCGAUAGGUUACAUCAAUUUUUUAAGUGAGUUAGUAAGAACAGACAAAAAUUCAAAUACAGAGUUUUUCAACGGACAUAAUAGGAAUCUACGGCAGGAUGAACCAAAGAAAAUCAUUAUUAGGGGCGGCGGUGGUCUAUACACAGCUCAUUCAUUAUCAUGGUCCAGAGUAAAAGAGCCCAAUCCCAACGGAAUAAUGCAUGCUAAAGUAUGGAUUCCUGAAGACCCCCGAGCCAACAAAGACGGUGCUAACAGUUCAUCAUCUUCCUCUUUUAAUGUAUCGGAAUAAAUUUUGUCAAGUAGAGGAAAUAAAUAAGAACAAGAGAUUAUAUUUUUAGGGAUGUACAAGUGAUUUAAAAUUACAUAAUCUAGUCAAAUCUAGUCACAACCAAUGUUAUUCUUUCGGCAAAAAUAUUGUAAAUAUUAUGGAUACGUUUUACGUUGAUCAUUUUGUUUAUUACUUUUAUUUCAACACAAUAUAGAACCUGGUUCAGUAAA